GCAGCACGGAGGCCGAGAGCAACGAGACGGCCGGAUUUUUCCAGGAGGCUGGUCUGCAGGAAGAGCCCGUUCGGAACUACAAUCCACAAUAAUAAUCCAAACGAAUCAUAAGGAGCAGUUUUUCUGGCCGGGCGAGAUCUGAGCGAGGAGAGAGACAGAGGAGAAGGGGGAACGGGAGGAAGCGAAAUCUCUGUUUCAUGGAGGCUGAGGCGACAGAAAUUUUCGGAGCCUGGAUGUGGAGGAGCAAAACAGCAGAAGUAACUCAGGAAAUUUUCUUUCAGAAAAAGGCCGAACGCAGGCUGGGUCUGCGAAUCAGGCUGGGCUAAGUGGAGGAACCUGCAAGUUUAAAGGCAAAAGAAAGGGAGAGGAUAUUUUCAGGGAUUUGCUUUGGUUUGUGGUUAAUGCUACCAUCUUAAAGGUAGAAAACGUUGCAUUUCAGGUGUUCUGUGAUUUUUUUGUUGUUGUUCCUGUGUGGGAUUUGCAUAUUGGCUCAUUUCAGAAUUUCAAAACCUUUCAUGUAAAAGCUUUUUUUUUAAAGUGAAUUCACAAAUUUUGGUCCCAAGGUUGCACUGGACUUGGAAGGAGUGCUGUUGUGUACAUACUAUUGUAUGGCUUUAUUUAUUAUUAUUUUUUUUACUGUUUAAAUCAGCUGGAAGAUUUUUUUUUGAAGUGCUGUUUUGGAUUUAUUCUUUUUUAUUUUUUUUUUUACCUUCCAUGCCUCAAAUAUAUUUGCUGUUAUCAUCUUAAGCAUUGAAGACCAGAAAAUUAUUUUUUUCCCCCUUCAGAGCUUCAGGCUGCCUUGCCAACAGAAGGACAGCUGGGGAAACUGGAUUAAAAGGAUGCUAGUUAUCUGUGCGUUGCAAUGAAGACAUAUUUUGAAGGCGCAUUCUUUCUGUGAUUCAUUUUUUAGCUCCUAGUGCUAACCUUGAAGAGGUUUGCGGUGAGGUUUUUGGUUUCCAAGAAGGUCAUAGUUUUUCCUCUUUUUCUUUCUCUCUUUUUUUUUUUUUAGGGGGGUGGGGGGUGGGGAGGAAGAAAGCAGACCAUGUUAACUGGUAGAAGUAGAGUGGAGCUUCAGUUGCCAGGGUCCUGAGAACUGGAAGAAAAAACAUUUUUUCAGUCUUCAAGUUGGGAGGCGUCCUCUCACUUGUCUUGAAAAUUGUGAGUGGGCCAGUCCUAAUCAAGACACCAAGGCUGCGGGAUUCUGGAACCGUGGAGACAACGAGAAACCAUGAGUGUAAGAUUGCCCCAGAGCAUAGACAGGUUAAGUAGCCUGUCUUCUCUGGGAGAUUCUGCACCUGAACGAAAGUCUCCUUCCCAUCAUCGCCAGCCCUCUGAUACCUCUGAAACAACAGGCCUUGUUCAGCGUUGUGUCAUCAUCCAGAAGGACCAGCAUGGCUUCGGCUUCACCGUCAGUGGGGAUCGCAUUGUUCUGGUGCAGUCUGUGCGGCCUGGAGGUGCAGCCAUGAAAGCUGGUGUGAAAGAGGGCGACCGGAUCAUUAAAGUCAACGGCACCAUGGUGACCAAUAGCUCACACCUGGAGGUUGUGAAGCUUAUCAAAUCUGGCGCCUAUGUUGCACUGACACUCCUGGGCUCUUCUCCUUCAUCUGUUGGUGUCUCUGGGCUCCAGCAAGACCUACCCCCAACAGGAGCUUUCCGAGCCACCCCUGUGAUCCCCCCACCACCACCAUCUCCUCCACCUCUGCCACCUCCACAACGCAUCACAGGACCCAAACCUCUUCAGGAUCCGAAAGUUCAAAAACAUGCCACCCAGAUCCUCAAAAAUAUGCUGAGGCAGGAGGAAAAAGAGUUACAGCGUAUCUGUGAGGUGUAUAGCCGGAACCCUGGCAGCAUGCUAGAAGAGCAGAUGGAAGGUGCCCGGCGGCGAGUCACUCAGUUACAGCUGAAGAUCCAGCAGGAGACUGGUGGCUUAGUGGACACACUUCCACUGUAUGGUGACACCAGCCAGAGGCCAUCAGAAGGUCGUCUCUCUCUGGAUUCCCAGGAAGGGGAUAGUGGCUUAGACUCUGGGACAGAGCGUUUUCCUUCUCUCAGUGAGUCAUUGAUGAAUCGGAACUCGGUACAGUCAGACCCUGGACUAGAUAGCCCUCGAACGUCCCCUGUGAUCAUGGCCAGGGUGGCCCAGCACCACAGGCGGCAGGGCUCAGAUGCAGCAGUCUCUAUCAGCGACCAGGGUACAGAUCAAAGCCCAAAGCCUUUAAUUAUUGGCCCAGAGGAAGAUUAUGACCCGGGUUAUUUCAACAACGAGAGUGAUACCAUAUUCCAGGAUCUUGAGAAACUGAAGUCACAUCCAGCUCACCUUGGGGUUUUUCUACGUUACAUCUUUUCUCAGGCAGACCCCAGUCCACUGCUUUUUUACUUGUGUGCAGAAGUGUAUCAGAAGACAUACCCCAAGGAUUCCCGAAGUUUGGGAAAAGACAUCUGGAGUAUCUUCCUGGAGAAAAAUGCGCCUCUGAGAGUGAAGAUCCCUGAGAUGUUACAGGCUGAAAUUGAUUUACGCCUGCGCAACAGUGAGGACAUCCGCAGUGCCCUCUCUGAUGCCCAAGCAGCAACCAUGCCAGAGAUCCAGGAGCAAAUCCAUGACUACAGAACAAAACGCACUCUGGGACUGGGCAGCCUAUAUGGUGAAAAUGACCUGCUGGACCUGAAUGGGGACCCUUGCCGAGAGAAUCAAGUGGCCGAGAAGCAACUGGCUGCCCUUGGGGAUAUUCUGUCCAAAUACGAGGAAGACAGAAGUGCCCCCAUGGACUUUGCCGUCAACACCUACAUGAGCCAUGCUGGAAUCCGUCUCCGAGAGGCCCGACCCUCCAGCACGGCAGAAAAGGCCCAGGCUGCUCCUGACAAGGACAAGUGGCUCCCCUUCUUCCCUAAGGCCAAGAAGAGCAGCAACUCCAAGAAAGAAAAGGAUACCUUGGAAGACAAGAAGCGAAACCCCAUCCUCAAGUACAUUGGGAAGCCCAAAAGCUCUUCCCAGAGCACAUUUCAUAUUCCUUUGUCCCCUGUGGAAGUCAAACCAGGCAAUGUGAGAAACAUCAUUCAACACUUUGAGAACAGCCAGCAGUAUGACGCCCCAGAACCCGGGACACAGCGACUCUCCACAGGAAGCUUUCCUGAGGACCUGCUGGAAAGCGACAGCUCACGCUCAGAGAUUCGCCUGGGCCGCUCUGAGAGCCUCAAGGGCCGGGAAGAGAUGAAACGGUCUCGAAAAGCAGAGAAUGUGCCCCGCUCUCGUAGUGAUGUUGACAUGGAUGCUGCUGCAGAAGCUACCCGACUCCACCAGUCAGCCUCCUCUUCUGCCUCCAGCCUGUCCACCAGGUCUCUUGAGAACCCAACCCCUCCCUUCACCCCCAAAAUGGGCCGCAGGAGCAUUGAGUCCCCCAACUUGGGGUUCUGCACCGAUGUGCUCCUUCCCCAUCUCCUCGAGGAUGAUCUGGGCCAGCUGUCUGACCUUGAGCCAGAGCCAGAUGCCCAAAACUGGCAACAUACAGUGGGCAAGGACGUGGUGGCUGGGCUGACCCAGAGGGAGAUUGACCGGCAGGAAGUUAUCAAUGAGUUGUUUGUGACCGAAGCUUCCCACCUGCGCACACUCCGGGUUCUGGACCUCAUCUUCUACCAACGUAUGAAGAAGGAGAACCUGAUGCCACGGGAUGAGCUGGCCCGGCUCUUUCCUAACCUGCCUGAGCUCAUAGAGAUUCACAAUUCUUUGUGUGAAGCGAUGAAGAGGCUCCGGGAGGAGGGUCCAAUCAUCCGAGGGAUCAGUGAUCUCAUGCUGUCUCGGUUUGAUGGAGCUGCCCGAGAGGAGCUCCAGCAGGUGGCUGCACAGUUCUGUUCCUAUCAGUCCAUAGCCUUGGAACUGAUCAAGACCAAGCAGCGCAAGGAGAGCCGGUUCCAGCUCUUCAUGCAGGAGGCUGAGAGCCACCCUCAGUGCCGAAGGCUGCAGCUUAGAGACCUUAUCAUCUCGGAGAUGCAGCGGCUCACCAAGUACCCCCUGCUGCUGGAGAAUGUCAUCAAGCACACAGAGGGUGGCACCUCUGAGCAUGAGAAGCUGUGCCGGGCUCGGGACCAGUGCCGGGAGAUUCUCAAGUACGUGAAUGAAGCAGUCAAGCAGACAGAGAACCGGCACCGUUUAGAGGGCUAUCAGAAACGCCUGGAUGCCACUGCCCUGGAGAGGGCCAACAACCCUCUGGCAGCAGAAUUCAAGAGCCUGGACCUUACAACCAGGAAGAUGAUUCAUGAGGGACCUCUGACCUGGAGGAUCAGCAAGGACAAGACCUUGGACCUGCAUGUGCUGCUCCUGGAGGACCUGCUGGUGCUGCUGCAGAAACAGGACGAAAAGCUGCUGCUGAAGUGCCACAGCAAGACUGCCGUGGGCUCCACGGAUAGCAAACAGACUUUCAGCCCCGUGCUCAAGCUCAAUGCCGUACUCAUCCGCUCCGUGGCCACAGAUAAACGAGCUUUCUUCAUCAUCUGUACCUCUGAGCUGGGGCCACCCCAAAUCUAUGAGCUGGUUGCAUUGACGUCAUCAGACAAGAACACGUGGAUGGAGCUCUUAGAAGAGGCUGUGCAACACGCAACCAGGCACCCUGGAGCUGCUCCAGCACCCACCCGUGCCCCAGUCCCAGGUCCCCAGGAACAAGCCCACCAGGAUCCCACACCCAGCAGGUUAGACCUGGAUGACUCCGAAGUGUUCCACAGUGAAACAGAGACAGAGGAGCCACUGGGAGGCUCUGGGCCCCAGAAGAGAGACCAAGGGAGGCAGCCAGUACUGCCAGGGGAUCCAGAGCAGGAGGACCAUGGAGAGGAGGAAGAGCUGGGUUCCCUGCCUGAUCCUUCUGCGCCCCUGGAUGGAGAGAACAGUGCUAUUAGGACAAGGGCCCCAAUCCACCUGGCCCUGCCAGGCCCUCUGUUUAUGGAAGGACUUGCUGAUUCAGCCCUGGAAGAUGUGGAGAACCUACGGCACCUGAUCCUAUGGAGCCUGCUGCCAGGUCACACUUCAGAGACACAGGCUGCUGGCGAGCCAGAGGAUGACCUGACCCCCACACCUUCUGUCAUCAGUAUCACCUCUCAUCCCUGGGACCCAGGCUCCCCUGGGCGAGCUCCCACUGCAGGUGAAGGGGACAGCACUCAGCUCCCAGGGCCAGAGUGCAGCCAGCCAGAGCAGGAAGACAUGGCUCUCUGCUCUCUGGAGCACCUGCCCCCACGGACCAGAAACUCUGGGAUCUGGGAGUCUCCUGAGCUGGACAGGAAUCUAACAGCAGAGACUUCAAGAACAGAAGGCAUGGGCAAUUACAAAGUUGUGAGAAAAGCCGAGGUGGCAGGCAGCAAGGGUGUCCCUGCACUACCAGAGAGUGGCCAGUCAGAGCCUGGGCCACCAGAAGUGGAAAGCGGAACAAAGGCUACGGGGAACUGUUUUUAUGUCAGCAUGCCAGCAGGACCCCUGGACUCAAGCACCGACCCUUCAGGGGCACCUGCAAGCCCCUCCCAACCUGACGGCCUCCCUGCCUGGCAAACAGAGCCCCGGCCCCAGCUGCAGGGAGGCAGUGAGGACCCAAGACGCCCCAGCCGCUCUAUCCCAAGCCUGGCCCUCAGGGACGUGGGCCUGAUCUUCCGGACCAUCGAGCAGCUCACACUCAAACUCAAUAGGCUCAAGGACAUGGAGCUGGCCCACAAGGAACUGCUCAAGUCCCUUGGGGGAGAGUCAUCAGGGGGCACGACACCUGUGGGCAAUUUCCACACAGAAGCAGCCAGGUGGGCCGACACUGCCCUCUCACCCCCAGCCAAGGAGCCCCUGACCUCUGACUCCAGAAGCCACCAUGAGCUGGGGACCUGCCCUGAGAACGGCUCUGACCCACCCCUGGAAGAUGGCACAGCAGAUGCCGCCAUACCACCAGGACUGUAACCUUCUAGACCACCAAAGCCUCUGCGUCCCCUUUCCUUCAGGAUCUGGCCUGAGGCAGGAGCACAGGGUUGGGAAGCCCCAGCCCUCCCUGCAUGGAGGCUACAGCUGGGAAGACUGGGAUCCACUGAGGCCUGGGGGGACCCGCAUGUCACUUGGUCCACACAGAUCAAAGUCAAGUUUCAGUGUCUUUCCCCUCCCUUCAUCCCAACCCUUCAAGGCCUCAACUCACCUAAGCAUGCCAACUGCAUCAGAAGGGCCCUUGCCCCGCACAGGUGCACACAUGCGCACCUGUGCACACAGCGCCCUCAUGCCUGUGAGGGCAAGGAGGAAGCCUCUGUGUCAAUGCACUUUUCUUCCUCCCCCUCCCCCACAGGACCCCAGCUGGAGGUGGGCGCCUCCCUCUCCUUUGUCACUUUGUUUUCCUAUAAAUAUGUAUGUAUUGUAUGUGCAUCUUUGCUAUUGUACAGAACUUUGGCCUCUUUUGUUUCUGUUCCUGGAGUGCUGAGGCAAUUAUAAAAGGGACAGCUAAGGGAAGAGGGGCUUCACAUUUGUCUCCUGGUCAGUAGCCUAGCUCUGCGGGCAGGACCUGCUAGGUGGAGCCAGGCCUGACUCCCUGUGCCCGGUGGCUGGGGAGGCCUCUCAGGCCCAGCUCGAGUUCAUCCUCUGCAGGCUGGUGCUGAGCUCCCCUCCCUCCCAGGACUUAUCCUCACCAGCUGGGACCAUGGGGCCUUCUCACCCCACCUGUGUCCCCCCUUCCCCACCUGGUCUUUACAGAGAACCAGAGUAGCAGGUACGGAGCUGAAAGCUGGGCCCCAGGAAGUAGGAGAACUCUGGGGUCCCAGAAUUAACCCAGGACUAUCCCCCAGGGCCGCUGCAGCCUAGGCCGUAUGGCCAUGUCCUUGCUCCACUCCCCCCAGUGAAUAGAAUAUACACACUGUGCUAGGUGUAUAUAUACAUAUAUAUAUAUAUAAAUAUAUAUAUAAUAUAUAAAGUAUAGAUAUGGAAAUGACUGUUUUGCUGUUAAGAUGAUGUAUACUCUUAUUUUCUUCAUUUCAUGGUUAAGAUUUUUUUUUUUUAAGAAAAGUUAAAUAUUCUUCAA
This is a messenger RNA of Ochotona curzoniae (black-lipped pika), 7016 nucleotides long. It is a transcript of the gene ARHGEF11, whose product is annotated as Rho guanine nucleotide exchange factor 11. Gene Ontology annotation, biological process: G protein-coupled receptor signaling pathway; Rho protein signal transduction. The coding region runs from base 1229 to 5917 and encodes 1562 amino acids. The record is from RefSeq and is a predicted model, not a curated record. The transcript is spliced from 41 exons. Gene Ontology annotation, cellular component: cytoplasm. Gene Ontology annotation, molecular function: guanyl-nucleotide exchange factor activity; G protein-coupled receptor binding. Lineage: Eukaryota; Metazoa; Chordata; Mammalia; Lagomorpha; Ochotonidae.